Hypoxylon trugodes is the source of this 1218-nucleotide messenger RNA. RefSeq lists its product as uncharacterized. The coding region runs from base 145 to 834 and encodes 229 amino acids. The transcript has 2 exons. Lineage: Eukaryota; Fungi; Ascomycota; Sordariomycetes; Xylariales; Hypoxylaceae. The record is from RefSeq and is a predicted model, not a curated record.
CCUGCCUUGAAGCUACCGGAUUCUUCAAGUUUUGUCAAGAAUUCUCAUACUCUCAACACCAUUUAUCAUUAUCAUCAUCCACUCAUUCUCUUAUCGCUUUCGGUCAGCCAACACUUAGAGACUUCUCUAUCAAACCCACCAACCAUGGCUGUAAAUGAGGUGUCACCACACCUCUCAGGGCCCUCACCCGUAGUCCUUCAAGAGAAGGAACCAAUAGAGAUCUCGACACAGGAGAUUGCUGCAUCACCUCUGGGUAGCAGUGACGGCAUCUUCGCGCACGAAGGGGGGCACUUGCUGGUUCAAUCGCCAUAUACCGAAGAGGAACACCUUCUCGACUUGAGAACUCUGGAUGCAGAGAACGCAUUGCUCGCUCGGGCGCUUGCUCGCAUGCGAAGUCUGCGGCCAGACUAUGCGACCGCCCCAUAUACAGAGACUUUCAACUGGAAUGAAAUAAUCGAGGAAUUGACACGGCUCGUGCGAACGCAUGGCCAUAACUGGAAAGAGACUUCCUUCUUCAUUGUGGCUUUCCGAUCUCAGAUCCCGCCUACGACUGAGUACGAGGAUCUAGGUGCCUUGGAUGAGGUAGCACAUGCGGAAGCGAUAGCUAGUGGAGGUUUUCUGAAGUAUUGGUUCGGACAUCCUGAUAAGGAGGGCAGGAACCUAGCUACCUGUGUGUGGAGAUCGCAAGAGGAUGCGAGAAAGGGAGGAGUCGGCCCUGGGCACCGAAAGGCUGCGGCGGCAACGCGGUCGUUGUAUUCGCAUUGGAAGAUUGACCGGCACAGGCUUAUCAUCCGGGAUGACGUGCAAAGCUGGGAGAUUAUUGACUGGGAAUGAAGGCGUAGGGUUGCAGUACACUGCACGGUGGCCGACCCGGUAUGGUUGACCCUCAUGUGCCUGAGAUAGAGGCGACAGGCGUUGGCGAAUGAGAGAAAAGGAGUCUAGUCCGCGGCCAGCGGGCCGUCUGUGUUUGACCGGUUACCCUGUCGUUUCUUUUAUUUUUAUUGUGUUUUUUUUUUUUUUUUUUUUUUUUUGGCCUGUGAUUUCCAGCAAGGUAUUAUCGGUUAUCGGGUUCUGUUAACCAAGAUGGUGAUAGAGCAUAGAAGAUCUUCGGCGCAAAGAUAUGCUUAGAUAGAACGAAAGGGAUAGAUAAAGAUACGAAAAGAUAGAAAGUAACAAAUAGAGAUCGUUGUGUAUCCGCACACCCGGAAGUCCAUCUUC